ACAUGCAAAGCAUUGCGCCACUCACAUACUACUUUAAUUACAUGUUGCUUAGCACCACUGUCCUUGCAAGUACAACCAAAAAAAGCGACAUCCAUCGAAGACCAACCCAUUCCACCAGAGAACCGUGGCUUCACAUACCUAGAGUUGAAGACCAUCACCAAUAACUUUGAGCGGGUCCUUGGCAAAGGUGGCUUCGGGACCGUUUACUAUGGCCGCUUGCAGGAUGGCACCGAAGUCGCAGUGAAGCUACGGGCUCGAACAUCGGCGCAAAGAAUCAAGGAGUUCCAGGCCGAGGCCCUGCUCUUAUCAAGGGUUCAUCACAGAAAUUUGGUGUCUUUGAUUGGCUACUGCAAGGAUAAUAAUUGCCUCGGACUUGUGUAUGAGUUUGUGGCCCAAGGAAGUCUCAAAGACCAUCUUACAGAUAAAGAUGGUACUAGCAGAGUCCUAAAUUGGAGAGAGCGGCUUCGGAUUGCAGUUGAUGCCGCACUAGGGCUGGAGUAUCUGCAUGAAGGAUGUACCCCACCUAUUAUCCAUAGAGAUGUGAAGACCAGCAACAUCCUUUUAUCAGAAAACUUGGUGGCCAAGAUAGCAGAUUUUGGGUUGUCAAAGGCUUUCCUUACUGAUGAUCACACUCAUGUGUCUACCGAGAUUAUCAAGGGCACUCCAGGAUACAUAGAUCCUGAGUACCAUGAUACCUUCCAGCUGAAUGAGAAGAGUGAUGUAUACAGCUUCGGGGUUGUUCUCUUGGAGCUAAUAACAGGCCUACCGGCUGUGCUUAGAAACCCUGACAGGGGUCACAUAGUCCAAUGGGUGUGGCAGCGGAUUGCCAGAGGAGAAAUCACUGAUAUUGUUGAUGCAGGGCUAAGAGGAGAGUACGACACCAACUCUGUUUGGAAGGUAACAGAUACAGCAAUGAAGUGCACCAUGCCAACAGCUAGUCAGAGGCCAACAAUGAUCCAAGUGGUGAUACAGUUGAAGGAGAGCUUGCAACUUAUGGAGAGCUUGCAACUUGUGGUCAGCCAUGAAAGAGCUCAGAAUAUCUAUGUAGAAGCCUUGGAGCUGGAUCAGACUGAUUUAGUGGAAAUAGCACGCAUUGACAUGAAAACUACGGUGAGUGGUCCAAUAGUAAGAUAAUUAGGUGCAUCUCUAUGAAGUAUGGACUCUAUACCUGCAUGUGCAGUCUGUGCUUAUGGUUUGGUGUGAGCUUAUGGUUGGGUGUGAUUUUGUUUUUUUUUUUUGGGUCCAUAUGGUUUGGUGUGAUUUGAAAGUGUAUUGUUGUGCAGAAAUAGUUGGACUAUAUUUGGUGUGGUUUGGCCUUCAUUAACCGUUGGG
This is a messenger RNA of Elaeis guineensis (African oil palm), 1332 nucleotides long. The record is from RefSeq and is a predicted model, not a curated record. NCBI's taxonomy places the organism in Eukaryota, Viridiplantae, Streptophyta, Magnoliopsida, Arecales, Arecaceae.